AUGAGAGGCCUACCAGAAGACCCAGAAAGGCAGACCCAGCACCAAAAGCAUCGCUCAUGGGUUAAGAAAGCUACCGCUGCGUUUUUUUCCGUGGUUCUCGUGAUGAUCGGCAUCACAAUUGCAGAAUCAUGCUUUCUGACUCCAGCAAGCAACAGGAGGCAGAAAUCAUCACAUUUGAGCCCAGAAGAGGAGGCUUUAUUGAAAUCUAGGUGUCCAUACAUGGAGAAGAUCGCACCACAGCCCGGAUUCGAGAACUCGACGGUGUUUUUAGGCGACGAGUACAAGAAACACUCGGUGAAAGUGUGGGGAGACAUGAUCCGCAUCCCAACACAAUCAUACGACCUUAUGGGUCCCAUAGAUGAGGAUCCAAGGUGGCAGAUCUUUGCUGAGUUUGAGAAAUACCUCAAUGCAACCUUCCCGGUCUUCACCGAGAGGGCUGAGCUCGAACACGUGAACACAUACGGGCUCGUUUACACUUUGACAGGCUCGGACUUGUCGAAAAAGCCAAUUUUACUCACAGGCCACCAGGAUGUGGUCCCUGUUCCAGACAACACUGUUUCCAGAUGGACGCAUCCGCCAUUUUCGGGCCAUUUCGACGGUCAAUACAUGUGGGGCCGGGGCUCGGCCGACUGCAAAAAUACAGUGUCUGCAAUUUUCGAGGCACUCGAAUCGUUGUGCAGCCAGGAUUUCCACCCAAAAAGAACUGUGGUUGUUGCACUUGGCUUUGAUGAGGAAGCCAGCGGAUACGUGGGGGCCAGAAACAUCGGCAAGUACCUCGAAAAUCGGUUUGGCAAGGAUUCAUUCCUGAUGCUUUUGGACGAAGGUGGAGCCAUCGUCGAAGAUGUGUACGGAGUGGACCUUGCCUUGCCGGAUACAGGCGAAAAGGGCCGUGUUAACGUUGUUGUCGACUUGGAAACAACAGGCGGCCACUCGUCUGUCCCACCACCACAUACUUCUGUGGGAAUCAUGUCUGAGCUCAUCACCACAUUAGAAAGUUCUCCUUUCCCGCUCCAACUCGAGCCUUCCAGCCCAUUCUACACCCAACUCCAGUGCAUGGCCCGGUUCAGCAACAGCAGUAUGCCCAACAGUCUUCGGGCGGACAUCGUGAGUCUUGCAAAAGACCCCGAAGCGAAAAAUAGAGUCCUCGAGUUACAGUCCAGAGACUUGUACACCAAGUACUUGUUCUCGACUUCGCAGGCUGCCGAUAUCUUUAAUGGCGGGUCUAAAAGCAACGCUCUUCCUGAGCAGGUCAGUGCCCAGAUCAACUACCGGAUAGAUGUCGGAUCUUCCGUCAAGGAGGUCCAGGAUAAGGUCGAAGGCAUUGUGCGGCAGAUUGCCCACAAGUAUGGGCUUUGUGUCAAGGGAUUCGGCACUUAUCUGCAGGGCUUUGACCCAAUUCCGAAGGGCGGCUUCACUUUAUCCGUUACAGAUGCAUUAGAGCCUGCUCCUGUGACGGAUGUGACCGAAAACCCGACUUGGGCUCUUUUGGCAGGCACUAUUCGGCAUGUUUUUGAGGACGACGGUUCGGUCUUGGGUUCUGCCAACCGUGAAAUUGUCGUUUCGCCUUCCCUAACAACCGCCAACACUGAUACCAGGCACUACUGGGACCUAACUCCGAACAUCUACAGAUUCAACCCUGUCCGUAUGAACUACUUUGUGAACAUCCAUGCUGUUGACGAGCGAGUUCUUGUUGAUGCUCAUCUUGAGACUGUGGCCUUCUACUAUGACUUCGUGCAGAAUGCUGAUUGUUUUGACAAAUGA
Molecule: messenger RNA, 1761 nt
Organism: Brettanomyces bruxellensis
Lineage: Eukaryota; Fungi; Ascomycota; Pichiomycetes; Pichiales; Pichiaceae
Exons: 1
Coding region: 1-1761 (586 amino acids)
Cellular component (GO): fungal-type vacuole lumen
Molecular function (GO): metallocarboxypeptidase activity
Source: RefSeq, a predicted model, not a curated record